AUGCCAUCUGAAUCUCCCAUACCGGACAUAAGUAAUACACGUAGUAUUCGAGUUGACACAAAUGCUCAACUGGUACCACCCGAUGAUUCUUUAUGGUCCACGAGUGAAUUACGUAAAACACCAACAUCACGUCAAAAACAAAAUGAUUCAGUAAGUUAUUUAUCGUCGCCACAAUCGUCAUUUUUUAAUACUUCAACAUCAUCGAAUGCUCAAGUAACAGAUACUUUACGGGUUCAACAUCAACGGGAAAAACAAGAAUUAAGUGAAUUAAAUGAUCGUUUUCGUGGCUAUUUAGAUCGUGUUAAAGUUUUAGAAAAUAAAAAUGCAAAAAUAGCAAAACAAUUAGAUGGUGUAACAAAAUCAUGGGGUCAACAAUCACAACAAAUUUUACAAACAGACGGACCAUUAUUAGAUCGUUUACGAGAUGAUGUUAAUGUUAAUAUGUUAGGUGAAGCCGAUUGGCAAACACGUUUAAGACGUUCACACUAUACAAUCGAUAAUUAUAGACAAUUAAUUAAUCAUGAAACACAAUGGAAUGAUAAACAAGAAGCUAAACGUGUAUCAUUGAAAAUUGAAUAUGAUAAUUCGUGUAUAGAAUUAGCUAAUUUACAAAAAUCUUAUAAACAAGUUGAAGAACAAUUAAAAAAUUUACUAAAACAACGUGAAGAUUUAUUACAAGAUAUUGAAAAAUUAAAUGAACAAUCAUAUAAAACAACAAUGGAUCGAAUUAAAUUAGAUUUACAAGUUCAAACAUUAAGAGAAGAAAUACCAUUUUUAAGCGAUAUACAUGCACAUUUGAUUAGUGAAUUUGAUCAAUUAAAACCGUCAAAUGGUAUGGAUACUCAACAGUUUUAUCGUCAAGAAUUAGAAAAAGCCAUUUAUGAUAUUCGUCGUGAUUUUGAAGCAUUACACGGUGCUCAACGUAAAGAAAUGGAAGAAUAUUAUAAUGUUAAAAUUGAAGAAAUGCAAAAUGAUUAUAAAAAACUUGUUCCAUCACAACAACAUAAAGAUGAUUUAUCAAAAACAACUGAACAUAUAAAAUCAACAAAACUCGAUAUUAGUGAUGCAUUAAAAAUAUUAACAAAUGAAAAAGAAAAAUAUAAAGAUUUACAAGAUGAAUAUACAAAAUUAGAAGAAGAAUUAAAUUAUGCUAGAGAAAAACGUUUGGAUUCAAAUAGUAUCAUAAAUAAAGAAUUACAAUUAUCACAAGAUAAAAUACAACAAUUGACACUAGAAAUUGAUACAAUAUUAAGAAGUAACAUUACGUUACAAUCAGAAAUUAAUGUUUAUAGACGACUUUUAGAUAGUGAAACAAAUCGUUUACAACAACAACCGGUUGAACCACCGACACCAGAACCUUCACCAGCAUUUGGCUCUGAAUUAGGCAAAGUAUUUAAUAGAAAAAUUAAAAAAGGACCAAUUGCUAUAAAAGAUUGCGCUCCAGAUGGAAAAUUUAUUGUAUUAGAAAAUGGUUCUAGUGAAAAAGAUGUUGAUGUAUCAAACUGGACAAUUCGACGACGUGUUGAUGGUGGUAUAGAUAUGCAAUAUGUUAUACCAUAUGGUGUAAUAAUAAAACAUGGUAAAGAAUUAAAAAUUUAUGCAAAAAAUGCACAAGGUUACAAUCAUCCACCAUACGAAAUUGUUAAUGAUAAAUUAGAUUCAUGGGGUAUGGGUAGUGAUAUUGAAACAAAAUUAUAUAAUGAACAAAGUGAAGAAAGAGCAUCACAUACACAAAAAAUCGUAUUUGGAUCGGAUACAUCAAGAGAUUUAUCAUAG
Didymodactylos carnosus is the source of this 1776-nucleotide messenger RNA. Lineage: Eukaryota; Metazoa; Rotifera; Eurotatoria; Philodinida; Philodinidae. The record is from the annotation of a GenBank genome assembly.